AUGUGCGAUCUAUGUUCGCCGGCACUUCCCGAAACGAAAAACUUCGAUCAAUUGGUAAAACUAUUAUCCGAUCACCUAGAACCACAACGCUCAGAAAUAGCCGAACGCCACGUGUUUCGGUUACGUAGACAACGCCCCGGCGAGCCUCUCAUGGAUUAUCUUCACAACCUUAAACACCUGGCAACAACAUGUAAUUUUGGGAGUACGCUGGAAGAAAACCUACGAGAUCAAUUUGUGUCUGGAUUGGUCAAUGAAGUGAUGCGGUCUAGAAUAUUCGCGGAGAGAAAUAUCAAAUUUAAGGAGGCGGUGGAGUUGGCUCUGGCGCUGGAGGCUGCAGAGAAGCACGCGGAGGUGAGCGGGGCGACGUCGGUCCCGACUACGGCCUCGUGUGCAGGCGGCGAGGGCGCAGAAGCCCUGCAUCAGGCGAGCGACCGGCGCGGCCCGGCGCGGCGGCCCUCGGCUGUGGCCGGCGGCGGCGCGCGCGCCCGCGGCCGGAGGGAUGCGGACGAGACGCGAGUGCCUCCGAGGAUGAGGACUUCUUCAAUAUCGAAUUGGCGGCUAAAGGAACCGGUUUAUGUAAGGGCACGCCCCGUUCCCCUCGCGCUGCGCGGCCGCGUCGAGAACGAGCUCGAGCGCCUCGAGCGCGAGGGUUAUACCUACCGCGUGGACCACUCGGAGUACGGAACUCCGAUCGUCCCCGUGGUGAAGGAAUGCGGCGAAAUACGUAUUUGCGGGGACUAUAAAAUUACGAUAAACCCGAAAUUAAAACGUGAUUAUUACCCUUUGCCUCGUAUAGAGGAAUUGUUUGCAGCAUUGAGUGGGGGUGAGGAGUUUUCAAAAAUUGACUUGAAACACUCAUAUCAACAAGUCCUUUUAUCAGAGGAAUCUCAACCUUAUACCGCGAUCACUACUCAUAUCGGCACCUUCGUAUAUCGCCGCACACCUUUCGGGUUAUCAUGUAUACCAGAAAAAUUUCAAAAAAUUAUGGAAGAGACGCUCCGAGGGGUUCCCGGGGAUAAGGUGCUGGCACACUACGAAGAGGGCCGGCCGUUGGUGUUGUCGGUGGAUAGCAACGCGUACGGGCUGGGCGCCGUUCUCGCGCACCGCUACCCGGACGGCAGCGAGCGCCCCGUGAGCUAUGAUAGUUUAAAGAAAAUGGAAGAACCUAAAAGACGGCUACCGGAAAGAACUCAAAAAAGUACCACGUUCCGGUCUGGAGAUGAAGGUUCAGAUUAUAUGCCCACCGUGGGAGAUACUAACUUAAUAGAAGAAGAUACUUCAACUCGAGAUCUAACAGAAGAAUUGUCGCCGUCACUCUUGGAAUCAAUGCCGUAUCCACCGUAG
Messenger RNA from Nymphalis io (European peacock), 1344 nucleotides. RefSeq lists its product as uncharacterized. The transcript is spliced from 5 exons. The record is from RefSeq and is a predicted model, not a curated record. NCBI's taxonomy places the organism in Eukaryota, Metazoa, Arthropoda, Insecta, Lepidoptera, Nymphalidae. Bases 1 to 1344 code for a protein of 447 amino acids.